This is a messenger RNA of Charadrius vociferus (killdeer), 1076 nucleotides long. It is a transcript of the gene TMEM268, whose product is annotated as chromosome unknown open reading frame, human C9orf91. The record is from RefSeq and is a predicted model, not a curated record. The transcript is spliced from 8 exons. Bases 45 to 1076 code for a protein of 343 amino acids. Lineage: Eukaryota; Metazoa; Chordata; Aves; Charadriiformes; Charadriidae.
CUGAAAGCGCGACAGAGAGUCCCUCAAGGAGAAGCACCUUCAGCAUGGCCCAUAAAACCCAAACUGGUGGAAUUGAGAAAAACGGGUCACUUUCCUCCAUCCUCUACUGUAAGAGCGAUCUAAAGGAAGGAGCCCUGCAGUGGGUGAAAGAACCCCUCAAUGGCCAGGUGCUCAUGGUGCUCAGCAUGGACAACAACUGCUCGGCCACCUCCUUUGACAUGGAGCUUUGUGCAGAGAAACUGAAGUCUCUUGGGGUUGAGGUGGCAGCAGAUCAGUGGAGAAGGUUAAUCCAGGAUGCUGUCUUGAAGCCUGAAGUGAGACGGUACAUGUUCUACAACUCCAGGGCGUUCCAGAUAGCCAUCGCCGUGGUUUUCUACGUGUCUCUCUGGACAAACAUUUACUCCACAGUCCAGCUGUGUUCCUUUGGACGCUACUGGGGGGCCAGUGUGCUGGUGACCCUGGCUGCCGUAGCAGUCACUGUCGUCGUGAUACUGGUUAUCGAUCGUCGCCAGAGGAAGAUAAAUAUGAACACAGAUGUGAGGCUGGCGGCUGUCAAUGAAAUCUUUAUCAAACACGGUUUAAUACUGGGGAUUACAGAUGCCUUGGAUGGGCCGCACAACAUCCUACAACUGUGGUUUGUGCGCUUCAGCCCGGAGCGCUGCCACCAGUCCUUGUCAGCCCACAUCACGGACCUGCAGAGGACACGGCAGUCAGGCUUGCGGCACAGCCUGGACCAGCUCUGUGUGGUUAUGGAGGCGGUGGUUCAGCCCGACCCCAGGACAGAGGAGGAGGCUUUGCGUGAAGAGUCCCCUCUUUUAUCCAGUGGAGUGAACCUAAACAAAGAGCCUGUGACAUGCAAUGAGCUGCUCCGCCUCGUUCCUGAGGGCCCACCAGAGGUGAUGGCCCAGCAGCUCCUGGUGAUCUUCAGUGGAUGCUACGUCCGGCUUCUGGUCACUGGCCGGCUCCCUCGGGCCGUGGCGGGGGGGCACCUGGAGCACAGCAGCAUGCCCUGUCUCUGCCAGUUCAUCGAGACCACUGCACUCAACACACACCAGAGCUGGUUUGAGGGCAGGUGA